AUGGGUGACACUCCACUGGCCUCGUUGUCCUUGACACAUGUCCAUUAUAAUCCCGAGGAUCCCCUGUCCUUAUUGUCGGCGUGGCUCGCCCUGCUGCCACAGGCACUAUGUGUCUCCUAUGCGACCCUAGUAUGGGCAUCGAGGGAGAUGGAGGUCAUCUUGAUGUUUGCGGGCCAACUGGCCUGUGAGGCAUUGAACUUCGCGCUCAAGCGGCUCAUAAAGGAGGAGCGACCGAGAGAAAUGUUUGGCAAAGGCUACGGCAUGCCGUCCUCCCAUGCCCAGUUUAUGACGUUCUUCGCUGUCUACCUCACCCUGUUCCUGGCCUUUCGACACACCCCGGCUUACGCGGGCCCCUAUCCCUACUGCGGUUUUCUCCUUCGAGCGGCCGUUACAGUGGGCCUCUGUGCUACUGCGGUCGGUGUCGCGGCGAGUCGUAUUUACUUGAAUUACCACACUCCCAGACAGGUGCUAGCAGGUUGUGGGGCCGGUUUCGUGUUCGCCUGCGGUUGGUUUGUGCUCACCAGCCUGCUACGAAACUCGGGCUGGAUCGAUUGGGCUGUGGACCUGACCGUAGCGCGUCUGCUUCGAGUCCGUGAUUUGGUGGUUAGUGAAGAUUUGGCUGAGGCCGGCUGGCUACGAUGGGAAGCACAGAAACUGAAGCAGCGCCACAGUGAAGCGCGCAAAUCGGAGUGA
Messenger RNA from Penicillium cinerascens, 693 nucleotides. RefSeq names its product phosphatase PAP2 family protein. The record is from RefSeq and is a predicted model, not a curated record. Gene Ontology annotation, molecular function: dolichyldiphosphatase activity. The transcript is spliced from 3 exons. Gene Ontology annotation, biological process: protein N-linked glycosylation; lipid biosynthetic process. NCBI's taxonomy places the organism in Eukaryota, Fungi, Ascomycota, Eurotiomycetes, Eurotiales, Aspergillaceae. The coding region runs from base 1 to 693 and encodes 230 amino acids. Gene Ontology annotation, cellular component: intracellular membrane-bounded organelle; endoplasmic reticulum membrane.